AGGGACAAUGGCGGAAUACGCGGGAAAAAGUGUGAAGGAGGAGCGGUGGAGGUUGGCGCCAGUUGUUGGUGAACAGUGAGGUGGUGUUACGCUCUAACUGCCCCCUCACACACUCGCUCCCUCACUUCUGCGUCAUACUACAUCAGCAUAGUGUCAUACACCGCCGUUAAGAUGUCUGAGACGCCGCAGAAGGCAGUUAGUGCCAGCCCCAAGAGCUCGCCCUCCAAGAAGGAAAUUGAUGCAGCCACUGCUGCCCUAAACCAUUUUGCUCAAGGAAAGAGGCAUUUGGUUGUUGGAGAUAUUCACUCUGCAGUAAACUCCUUACAGGAGGCAUGUAGAUUCCUUGCAGAGGAAUAUGGAGAGACUGCUCCAGAAUGUGGCGAUGCCUACUUCCACUAUGGUAAAGCCUUGUUGGAAUUGGCUCGUAUGGAGAGUGGAGUAUUAGGAAAUGCCUUGGAUGGAGUACCUGAAGGUGAAGACCUGGAAAAUUCCCAGGUAGAGAGUGCAGAAAAAGCAACAGAGGAAGAGUGGGAGAUGGUUGCUGAGAAAGUAAGUGAAGCUUUGGAAGAGAACUACGAAAGUUUGGAGGCAAAGGCGAAGACUGAAAAAGGGAAAAUUAAUGGUGAAAUGAAAAAGGAAGUUGGGGCUGAAAGUUUGAAUGGAGCACUUUCAUUGAAUAAGGAUUGUUCAAAUAUGAAUGAAGGUAUUGUCAAAGGAAAUGAUCUGACUCGGGGAUCAGAAAUGAAAGAUAUUCAGGAUAGCAGUGCUGAGAAAGCUAACUUGGAGAAAGAGGAAAGUGAAAAAGAGAAGUUAGAGAAUGAGGGUAAUGCAGUUAAUAAAAUUCUUCCUGAAAAUGAAAAGUAUGUAAAUGGAAACUCCAAAGAGGCAGCCAUUAAAGUUGAGAAUGAUGCAUCAAAUAGCGACAUACAGGAAACCAGUGAGAAUAAAGAAGGAAGCACAGAAGAUGAAGAGGAAGAGGAUGGGGAUGAGGAUGGAGAAAGAGAUGGAGACUCUCAAGAAGGUGAAUCUCAAGAUGAAGAGGGAAGCAAAGAUGAAAGUAAAAGCCAGGAUGAAGGUGAAGGUGAGAAGACUGAGGAAGAUGAAGAGGAAGUGUCUAACUUGCAACUGGCAUGGGAAAUGCUGGAGCUAGCCAAAGUUAUAUUCAAAAAACAAGAAGACUCGAAUCCUGAAAUGAUAAAGAAAGUAGCACAAGUGUACUUAAAGCUUGGAGAAGUUGGCUUAGAGAGUGAAAACUAUGCUCAGGGUAUUGAAGACUUCAAACAGUGCUUAGAGAUACAAGAAAAACACCUUGAAGAGGACGACAGAUGUUUGGCAGAAACUCAUUAUCAUCUUGGUGUUGCCCAUUCUUUUUCUGAUGAUUUUGACAAAGCUGUAGAAAGCUUCCAGGCAGCAGUCAAAGUGAUCGAUUUGAGGAUCUGCAACCUUAAUAAAAGGAUAAAAGAAAAGGAAGACUGGACAGAAGAACAAAAGAAAAAAGAUGCUGCUGAAAGACCAGACCCAUUUUACACAGAGCAAGGAGAAAUUGACGAACUAAAUAAACUUUUGCCAGAAAUAAAGGAAAAAAUAAUAGACAUGGAGGAAAUGAAGAAAGACACUAAGGAGAAGUUGCAGAAGGCAGCCAAGUCUACUGAUGGUGUGGGAGCUUUAAUGGCUCGUGCAAUAGGAGGCAGAGUACCAAGUUCAGACCCUGUUGCAUCACAAGCAGGAUUUGAUGCUCCAAGCUCAAGUACUUUCUCAAAUGCAGAGGCAAAAUCAAUUACACAUCUUGUCAGAAAGAAGCAGAGGAAACCAGAAGAGGAUGCUGCAGUAGCAGAUAUAAAGAAGGCCAAAGUUGAGAAUGGUGAAAGCACAACCAGUGAAGUGACUAGUACAAAUGGUCAAUCAGAAAGUAUGGAAACUGAUAAUAAGACCUCUUCAAAAGGUAAAGAUAUGGAAGAGCUAAAGAAACAGGCUGCAGAAGAGAUGAAGAAGGCAACAGAAGAAAUAACAAAGGAAAAACCACAAGCUACAACCUAAGUUCAUCAAUAUUUAACCCAACCACUGCCACUUUAAUCUUUUUGUAGCUUUUACCAUAAGGUGUAAACUUUUAGUACUAGUGAAUGUGUUUUUAGGAUUUACAUAUUUAUUAAAAAUACUAAAGAA
Molecule: messenger RNA, 2163 nt
Organism: Cherax quadricarinatus
Lineage: Eukaryota; Metazoa; Arthropoda; Malacostraca; Decapoda; Parastacidae
Source: RefSeq, a predicted model, not a curated record